CACUUUCUGUUUCAGUCACCACAGACAAUUUGCCAGCAACACUACGGUUCUCUUCUGCAUCCAAGAGCUACAUUUUUUUUCUAAACUAAAUUUUCGUGAAAAUAUUGCAGUGAAAUAUGGCUAAUCCAAAUCAACAAGUUGUUUAUACUAAGCUCUUCAUUAACAACGAAUUCGUGGAUGCAAAAAGCGGCAAGACGUUCCCAACAAUUAAUCCGGCAAACUGUAAGAAGAUAGCUGAUAUUGCCGAAGCUGAUAAAGAAGAUGUCGAUGCUGCUGUGGAGGCUGCAAAGAAAGCAUUCGCCCGGGGUUCCGAAUGGCGCAACUUAGAUGCUUCCGCACGUGGACGUCUCUUGUACAAAUUUGCUGAUCUCGUGGAGAGGGAUAUUAACAUCCUGGCCAACUUGGAAUCCUUGGACAAUGGCAAACCCUUUGGUGAUUCCGUUUUUGAUAUAAACUGCGCCAUCGAUACUUUCCGCUACUAUGCUGGUUGGGCUGAUAAAAUCCACGGCAACACCAUCCCUGCCGAUGGGGCAUCACUUACACUCACCCGAAAAGAACCAGUGGGUGUUGUGGGACAAAUUAUCCCGUGGAACUACCCUAUUCUUAUGUUGGCUUGGAAAUGGGGACCUGCAAUUGCAGCUGGAUGCACAAUUGUCCUAAAGCCGGCUGAGCAAACUCCCCUAACUGCCCUACACUGUUGUGCUCUCGCAAAGGAAGCUGGCUUUCCAGCGGGUGUUAUCAAUGUAGUACCUGGUUAUGGACCAACUGCAGGACAGGCCAUUGCUGCGCAUCCAGGCAUUCACAAGGUUGCCUUUACUGGAUCAGUAGAUGUUGGAAAAUUAGUCAUGGAAGCUGCAGCCAAGUCGAAUCUAAAGAAAGUUUCCUUGGAACUUGGAGGAAAGAGCCCGCUUGUUAUCUUUGAUGAUUGCAACUUGGAUGAAGCCGUUGAAAUUGCUCAUAAUGCAAUUUUCGCCAAUCAUGGUCAAAAUUGCUGUGCAGGAAGCCGCACUUUUGUCCAGGAGGGCAUUUACGAAGAGUUCGUUAAGAGAUCAGUUGAAUUGGCGAAGAAACGUAAAGUCGGUGAUGCCUUUGGGGCUGAUGUUCAGCAAGGACCUCAGGUGAAUGAUAUGAUUUUCAACAGGAUCCUAAAGUAUAUUGAAUCAGGGAAGAAUGAGGGGGCCAAAGUGGAAUUUGGCGGAAAACGAUGGGGAAAUCAAGGCUACUUCAUCGAACCAACCAUCUUCUCAGGCGUGACUGAUGGCAUGACUAUUGCGAAAGAAGAAAUAUUUGGCCCUGUACAGAGCAUUCUCAAGUUCAAGACGCUCGAGGAGGUCAUUGAAAGGUCCAAUGCCACCAAUUAUGGGCUAGCUUCUGGAAUUGUAACAAACAAUUUGAACACCGCAUUGGUUUUCGCUCAAGCUGUUCAAGCUGGAUCAGUUUGGGUUAAUUGCUAUGAUGCUGUUGUUCCUCAAGCUCCAUUUGGAGGUUUCAAACAAUCCGGAGCUGGGAGAGAAUUGGGUGAAGAUGGGUUGGAUUUGUACUUGGAAACCAAGACAAUCAGCAUCAAGUUGCCAACAAACAACAAAAAAUUCACAUAAAAUAUGGAAAGAGACCCAGCUAUGCUAUUACAACCAGAACUACCAUAUUUUCUUCUAAAUCCUAACUUUGUACGCACAUAUUUUUGAAUAAAAAUAUAAUAUUUUGCAUGUA
Molecule: messenger RNA, 1710 nt
Organism: Lutzomyia longipalpis
Lineage: Eukaryota; Metazoa; Arthropoda; Insecta; Diptera; Psychodidae
Product: retinal dehydrogenase 2
Exons: 6
Coding region: 117-1598 (493 amino acids)
Molecular function (GO): aldehyde dehydrogenase (NAD+) activity
Source: RefSeq, a predicted model, not a curated record